Messenger RNA from Clonostachys rhizophaga, 465 nucleotides. Lineage: Eukaryota; Fungi; Ascomycota; Sordariomycetes; Hypocreales; Bionectriaceae. The record is from the annotation of a GenBank genome assembly.
AUGCUCCAGAUCCGUACUGUACUAUCGCGUGAGGCUGAUGCUACCACUUUGGAGUCGUAUGAGAACACUACCGAUGUAACCGAAUAGCUAUAGCCCUCCAGAACUUACUGGCACUCGCCCGUCUCGAUACUCCAGAUCCGUACCGUAUUAUCGGCUCAGGCUGAUGCUACUACUUUGGAGUCGUGUGAGAAUACUACCGAUGUGACCGAAUAGCUAUAGCCCUCCAGAACUUGCUGGUACUCGCCUGUCUCGAUGCUCCAGAUCCGUACUGUACUAUCGCGUAAGGCCGAUACUACCACUUUGGAGUCGUGUGAGAACACUACCGAUGUGACCUAAUUGCUAUAGCUCUCCAGAACUUGCUGGCACUCGCCUGUCUCGAUACUCCAGAUCCGUACCGUAUUAUCAGCUGAGGCUGAUGCUACCACUUUGGAGUUGUAUGAGAACACUACCGAUAUGACCGAAUAG